AUGUCGGUUCACAACCCAAUAUACCUUGGCUCUGGUGACCGGGGCUCCAAGAGAUGUCCACCCGGAAAUAUUGAAAAAUGGCCACCGCCGGAGAACAAGGAGCCUUCGCCGCCUGGUCUUUGGGGUCAUGAAUACGUUCAUUGUCUCUUCAUGGUCAGGGUGGCGCAAGGGCUGGUGCAUAUGGGCAAGGGCACGAUCGGCAUUAACCCCUUCUUUCGAGACCGACAGAUCAUGUCGCAAACGGCUGUUGCUGGACUUCUGGCAACUCUUGUGGCCUUCACCGACGCGAAAGCUUUCAUUCUUGACAAGUCACACUGGAUGCUGUACUUCCUUGUCACUGCGAUGUUCCCGAGGUUCCUGAUUACUCUUGAUGAGGACUUGCAAUCCAUUCCGGUGACUGCUCGAGUCGGCUAGGUUAGUUUCACCAUAGGCUGUUGAUGUCGUGAGUCAGGUGGGU
Molecule: messenger RNA, 457 nt
Organism: Cantharellus anzutake
Lineage: Eukaryota; Fungi; Basidiomycota; Agaricomycetes; Cantharellales; Hydnaceae
Exons: 4
Coding region: 1-414 (137 amino acids)
Biological process (GO): proteasome-mediated ubiquitin-dependent protein catabolic process
Cellular component (GO): proteasome storage granule; proteasome regulatory particle, base subcomplex; nucleus
Source: RefSeq, a predicted model, not a curated record